This is a messenger RNA of Cynara cardunculus var. scolymus (artichoke), 2920 nucleotides long. RefSeq lists its product as uncharacterized. NCBI's taxonomy places the organism in Eukaryota, Viridiplantae, Streptophyta, Magnoliopsida, Asterales, Asteraceae. Bases 175 to 2649 code for a protein of 824 amino acids. The transcript is spliced from 12 exons. The record is from RefSeq and is a predicted model, not a curated record.
UGUCACUGGUAGAUUCAGUGCACCAGUUUAUACCUGUAUCGACCGGCAAACGUUCUUUUCUCCGGCGUGAUCUCCGAUCGAGGAACUCUUGGUGGGGCCGAAAAGAUUUUUGGGAGUGUGGUCCCAUCCUACAUCUCAGGAGGCAGAACUGAAGGUCAAGCAGAAUCAAACAACAUGAAGCUAGCUGCAAAAUUAGAUGGUCUUAUGGCUGAAAAUCAAUAUCCAGUAACAUCUUUUGCUGAUGAUUAUGAUGGAAAAAGGGAAGGAGCUGGGAGUAAACAUGGCAGAUUGGGAGCCAUAAGUACACUGAAUGGCUUAACUAUAGUAGAUAAACACACUGAUGUUCAUGAAGAAGAAGGAUGGAUUACCAUUCCAUGCAAGGAGCUUCCUGAUGGUUGGACUGAAGAAUCAGACAUGCUACCAUUUAGAUCCUUGGACCGCCCCUUUGUUUUUCCAGGUGAACAAGUUCAUAUUCUAGCAUGCUUAUCUGCAUGCAAGCAGGAUGUAGAAACUAUCACUUCACUUAACCCUGCUGAAGUGACGAGUAAAAGUGGUGUUGGCCAAAACACAAAAAAACAUAACGUUCAAACUGAACAAGGACCUACACAAGUUUCUAAAGUGGAAUCAAGUGACCUUACGGAAGGCAAGAUGAACCACAAGAAUAAAGUUGCUGCUGAAUCAGCUCUCAGAAUGGAAGAAUACAGAAGAAAAACUGAAGCGUUGUUGAAAAGAUUUAGGAAUUCUCAUUUUUUUGCUCGAAUUGCUGAGGCAGAUGAAGCUCUUUGGUCGAGAAGGAAAACCCAGGAAACAUUUCCGGGAUCAACAUCAACAAUUGGAGGAAAAUUCCUCCCAGUGGAAUCCAGUAAUGAUGUUAAUAAGGAGCCCCCUCUGAAUGUUGACAGAGGAAGUCUUGAUGCUAGCACCUCAGGUGGAGUUGCAAAAAAUGAUGUCAAGUGUAGCUUACUUGCUAAUGGAGACAUAGUGGUGCUUUUACAGGAAAUAUCAUGUGAAUUUGUGAUGCAGGUGCUUUUACAGGUAACUAUUGGUGUAGACUUUUUGAGAGAUCCAGUCCUGGAAGUUCUACAGUUUGAAAAAUAUCAGGAGGCGGCAUUGACAUCUGGGUGCUCUGAGGACUUGGGCCACACAAAACAAGACCCUUAUGGAGAUCUCUUGAAAUGGUUGCUUCCUUUACGCAAUUCUGUAUCUACACCUCAUUUUUUUCCUCCUCCACAGAUGAGUUCCAGUCCAAAUGCUCGUAGCUCAUUGACAAAGCCCAACGCCCCAAGCUCAUUUGGUUCUCAGAACUUUUUAUUAGGUCAGUUUAGAAGUCAUUCAAUGACAUCACUUUCAUCAAAAAGUGUACCUUCUCCUACUCCUUUGACCUCUAGUUCUAGACCACACGUCGGCCUAGAAGAUUGGGAUCAAUAUUUAUCUGAUAAGUCUGGCAGUGAAAGAAGUGGUGAAGGGCUUUUAUCUUUCCGAGGUGUACCACUGGAGCCAGAAAGGUUUUCUGUCCGUUGUGGACUGGAAGGCAUUUACAUACCAGGUAGAAGGUGGAGGAGGAAAAUUGAAAUUAUACAACCCUUAGAGAUUAAUUGCUCUGUUGUCGACUGCAAUACAGAAGAUCUUCUUUGCGUCCAAAUCAAGAAUGUUUCUCCAGCACAUGCUCCGGAUAUUGUUAUAUACUUGGAUGCCAUAACAGUUAUAUUUGAGGAGGCUCUUGAAGGUGGACCCCCUUUGUCUUUACCAACUGUGUGUAUUGAAGCUGGCAAUGACCAUGGCUUGCCAGAUCUAGCCCUCAGGAAAGAUGAGGAACACUCCUUCAUGCUCAAACCAGCAACGUCAUUUCGGAGUUCAAAUGCUCAAGGGGAGAAAAGUUCUAGACCAUCAUUGUGGGCUGGAAGUGCACGAUCAAGUCUGUACAGCUUCUCCAAUGUGGAUCGUUGUGCCUUCCCUGCUAAUAAAUAUUCAGUUCUUGUAUCAUGUCGAUGCAACUAUACUGGAUCUAGGUUGUUUUUCAAGCAGCCAACAAACUGGAGACCACAUAUUCAAAAGGACCUUUUGAUCUCCGUUGCAUCCCAAAUGUCAAAACAAAUUCUUGGACCACAUGAUAGAAUCACUCGCUUGCCUAUUCAGGUCUUAACUCUUCAGGCUUCAAAUUUAACAAAUGAAGAUCUAACAUUAACAUUGCUUGCUCCAUCUUCACUUACUUCUCCUUCUGUGGUGUCGUUAAGUUGUUCAUCUGCUUCCCCGUUAAGCCCAUCUGACGAGUCUGUUGCUAGAACGAGUGGCGAUAUGCAAGGUAUUUCCCUGCAGAGGCUCUGCGCAGCAUCUAAGGUACUAGAUCAGAAAUGGGGUGAUGAUGGUUGGUGGAGACCCGACUCUUUUAAUGAGCAAACAAUUUCCAUUUCUGAUGUAAUUCCGAGAAAUGGUAUGGGCCAUACACAUUUGUGGUUGAAGAGUAGAGUUCCUCUAGGGUGCGUUCCUUCUCGAUCCACAGUGACUAUCGAGCUCGAGCUACUUCCAUUAACCGAUGGCAUUAUUACUCUAGAUUCUUUACAGAUCAAUGUUGAAAAAGGUCUAUCCUAUAUCCCUGAGCAACCCCUCAAGAUAAAUGCAACUUCUAGCAUCAGCUCUGGAGCCAUCUAAGUUUCGACAAAGAUAACUGCUACUUUUGGAUCUUUGAAUUAAUCUCCAUCGCUAUAUGGUUCAUCCCACAGCCAUGGAUUACGGAGGUACCUUUUCUCCCUUUCUCGUGUGUGGUCGAUUUAAGUGUGCGAGUGAAAUCAAAGUUUUUAUUUAUGUUGGUUUUGUUUAUACUUAGGCUCUGGUUUAUAAGCCAUCAUCUGUGGUGUAAAAAUUAUUUUUGAUUUAUUCAUGUGACCCUGAACAGCUGAGAAUACAUCUAUCUAUGUUUUGU